Molecule: messenger RNA, 1976 nt
Organism: Penaeus indicus
Lineage: Eukaryota; Metazoa; Arthropoda; Malacostraca; Decapoda; Penaeidae
Product: sphingomyelin phosphodiesterase-like
Exons: 13
Coding region: 46-1842 (598 amino acids)
Biological process (GO): sphingomyelin catabolic process; ceramide biosynthetic process
Cellular component (GO): lysosome
Molecular function (GO): acid sphingomyelin phosphodiesterase activity
Source: RefSeq, a predicted model, not a curated record
UCAGGCACCAGUUGCUGCGGAGGCCCCAGAGGAAUAGGCGGCAAAAUGGAGCUCCGUGUUCUUUGGGCGCUUUUCAAUCUCGGUAUGAUAACUGCAGUACCUUCUAAACACCACAGCAAUGCGUCGCCUGCAUUUUCGACUGCCCAUCUCUUUACGCUUUCUUUCCUUCCUAUCAUCGACGUCAGGGACCUGACCUGCCUGGAGUGCCGGACCGCCGCGGGAGUCAUCGCGGCCAUGAUGGCUGAGGGCGCCACCGUGGAGGAGAUCGAGGAUCAGGUCAUCCUCGACUGCGUCCUCCUCGACCUCUUCCCGCCGGACGUGUGUUCGGGAAUGGUCAGGCUGAGUGGAGCAGAAGUUCUUUACGUCCUCAACAAAACGGAGCACGACCACGAGACGGUGUGCGGCUGGCUGCUGGGCGGCCACUGCGAGCACGACCAGCUGAGCCCUUGGACGAUCCCCAUCCCGGAGGACAAGCCCGAGCCCUCGCACCCGGAGCCCGUUCAGCCAACAGAUGGUGUGGUGAGGAUCUUGCAUCUGUCUGACUUGCACGCCGACCUGCUCUACGACGAGGGCAGUGCUGUGCACUGCGCCCACCCUAGCUGCUGCCGCCACACCUACGGCGACCCUGGGCCAGGAGAGGAGCCGGCAGGGCGCUGGGGCGCCUUGGCCAAGUGCGACAUCCCGCUGCGCACUCUGGUCGACCUCCUCGAGCAAGCGGCGCACACGAAGCCUGACCUUGUCUACGUAACGGGCGACCUCCCCCCCCAUGACGUGUGGGCGCAGAGCCACGCCACCAACCUGCUGGCCAUCAACACGUCCGUGCAGCUCAUUGCCAGGCACUUCCCUGACGUGCCCAUCUUGUACACUGUAGGAAAUCACGAAUCUGCGCCCGUUAACAGUUAUGUUGUUCCAUCUGCAUAUGCUGAUGGCUGGAGCAUGGGUUGGCUGUACGACAGUUUAGCUGAAAUGUGGGCGCCAUGGCUACCCGAAGAGGCACUGCCAGAUUUACGGAAAGGUGGUUACUUUUCGUACUCUCCAGUGCCAGGACUGAGGAUCUUGUCUGUCAAUAUGAAUUACUGCAAUACUCAGAACUGGUGGCUCUUACUGGAGAACGACGACCCAGCAGAGCAGCUGCAGUGGCUGGUCGAGCAGCUGGCGUCGGCAGAACUGGCCGGGGAGCACGUGCAUCUGCUGGGCCACAUUCCUCCCGGCGGGGGCAGCUGCGAUAACAUUUGGUCUCAUAAUUUCAACCUUAUCGUCGCCAGGUACGAGUCGACGAUAAGGGGAAUGUUCUUCGGCCACAACCACGGAGACUCUUGGCAGAUCUUGUACGACCCUGGCGAUUACGUGAGGCCAGUUGCUGUUGCAUUCAGCGGGCCUUCGGGCACCAGCGGGUCUACCCAUAACCCUUCCUUCCGCGUGUACACGGUAGACGGCGGGCACAGCGCGGCCACUUGGACGGUGCUUGACAUGGAGACCUACAACAUGAACAUGACUCUGGCUAACCUCGAGGGCGGACGACCAGAAUACGCACUUAGGUAUCAAGCACAGGAGAGCUAUGGUGUGCCGUCUCUCACUCCAGCCUCCCUUGACAGCUUGGUCGUUGCCAUGGCCACCGAUGCAGAGCUUUUCCGAACGUUUUUGAGGAACGUGAACAACUACUGGGAUGAACCGACGGAGGUUUGGUCGUGCGGCGACAAGGAGUGUCGGAAGCGGCAGCUGUGCAAACUGGUGAAGGGCGACUCCUCCAGCAGGGAGCCCUGUCGCCGCAUCGAGGACAUUGUGGACGGCGCCCCGGCGGCUGUUGACAAAAACGAGGUUACGAAUUCUUUACAUAAAUAAUACAUGUCCUUCCUUCGUGCAUAUAACACGCGCACACACGCAUAAGAAAAUGAAUACACACACAUAUGUUUUAUGCAUAAAAAUAUAUUCAUAUAUUAAUACCCUUAUCCCUUAAUAAAGGACCUUUAAUCAAA